AUCUACUGUUCUCGAUAUUACAGAUCAAACUCUGCUUUCAGUCAUCAACGCAUCAGCCUGCGAAAGGCUCUUGCAGGGACGGGCUCGGCCCAAGAGCGAGGCCGCAGCUCGCUGGUACGGGCCGCAGGACCCCGCGGAAGCCGCCCACAGCGGCCGCCCGCCUCCUCCGAAGCCUCGCGGCGCGCAGGCCCCGCCUCAGCCUAGCGGGGCCUGCCGUUUCCGCGGCAGCAGCUCGGCUGCCAGCUCUCCGCUCUGGGCCCCGCUCGGUAGGGAGCGGGCCGGGGGCCUAGUCGGAGCCGCUGCGGUGGUCCCGCCGGUGGGAUGGGGCUGGAGCUGGAGCCGCUGUUCCAGGCCUGGAGCUACUUCAGGCGGAGGAAGUUCCGGCAGUGCUCGGAUCUCUGCUCGCAGCUGCUGGAGAGGCCGCCCAGCGAACAGGAGCAGCCUGAAUCUGAAUACACUGCGUUUCAGGCUGCCUGGAGCCUGAAGACACGAGCUUUGACAGAAAUGGUGUAUGUGGAUGAAAUUGAUAUGGAUCAAGAAGGAAUCGCAGAGAUGAUGCUAGAUGAAAAUGCCAUUGCUCAAGUCGCACGACCAGGAACAUCUUUGAAACUCCCUGGAACUAGCCAAGGUGCAGGCCCCAGUCCAGCUGUUAGGCCAGUAACUCAAUCAGGAAGACCUAUUACAGGAUUUGUGAGACCCAGCACGCAAAGUGGGCGGCCAGGUACUAUGGAACAGGCUAUAAAAACACCUCGAACAGCUCUCACAGCUCGUCCCAUUACUAGUGCUUCUGGGAGAUAUGUCAGGCUAGGAACGGCUUCAAUGCUGACAAAUCCAGAUGGCCCUUUCAUAAAUCUGUCUCGACUGAAUUUAGCAAAAUAUGCUCAAAAACCCAAACUGGCAAAGGCAUUGUUCGAAUAUAUUUUUCACCAUGAAAAUGACGUAAAAAAUGCUCUAGAUUUGGCAGCCCUUGCCACUGAGCACGCACAGUUCAAGGACUGGUGGUGGAAAGUCCAAAUUGGGAAGUGCUACUAUAGGUUAGGAUUAUAUCGUGAAGCCGAAAAACAAUUUAAGUCAGCUCUCAAGCAACAGGACAUGGUUGAUACAAUCUUGUAUUUGGCAAAAGUGUAUUUGCGCUUGGAUCAGCCUGUAACAGCUUUGAACCUUUUCAAGCAAGGAUUAGAUCGAUUUCCUGGAGAAGUGACUCUUAUUUGUGGAAUUGCCAGAAUCUACGAGGAAAUGAACAAUAUCUCCUCAGCUGCAGAGUACUAUAAAGACGUCUUAAAACAAGACAAUACUCUUGUGGAAGCCAUUGCAUGCAUUGGCAGUAACCACUUUUAUUCAGACCAGCCCGAGAUAGCUCUGCGGUUUUAUAGACGGCUCCUGCAGAUGGGUGUUUAUAACUGCCAACUUUUUAACAAUCUGGGCCUCUGUUGCUUCUAUGCCCAGCAAUAUGAUAUGACACUAUCUUCUUUUGAACGUGCACUGUUUUUGGCUGAAAAUGAGGAGGAGACAGCAGAUGUGUGGUACAACUUGGGACACGUGGCUGUGGGGAUAGGAGACCUGAAUCUGGCUUACCAGUGUUUCAAGCUAACGUUAGUCAACAAUAACAACUAUGCGGAAGCUUACAACAACUUGGCUGUGCUGGAAAUGCGAAAAGGUCACGUUGAACAGGCAAGAGCUUUGCUGCAGACAGCUUCAUCUUUAGCACCUCAUAUGUAUGAGCCCCAUUUCAAUUUUGCAGUACUCUCAGAGAAGGUUGGAGAUCUUCAGAGGAGCUACACAGCUGCUCAGAAGUCAGAAGAAGCAUUUCCAGGCCAUGUCGAUACACAACAGCUCCUCAAGCAGUUAAAACAGCACUUUGCUAUGCUCUGAUGAGCAUAUUUUUUAUUAUGUAAAAACAAUUAGCCAGAGCAAAUGGGCCAUACAUCUUUUUGAAAAUACUAGUUCAGAGUAGAUAAACUAUACCUAAUGCAUUCCUGUGGCAAAGCCUGUCUUACUUUGAGUAGCAGGAAAGGUUUAAUUAGUUUCUGUCAUCUUAAAACAUAUCACUUAUUAAAAUGCAGCUAGAACACACGUUGCAACUACAUACACAAGAGAUUACAGGGAUGGGGAUACUGCCAGUAUGACAGCUUUGAAGUAGUUGUGUGGUAUAUGAGCAAGUCUCCAUUUCAUAGUAAUGACCAUUUUAAAAGAGUUUUUUUCUGACUUUUCUACAGAAAAAAGUGUUUUUAAAUGUUCCUGUGUGACAAUCUGUCAAGUAACACAGAGUAAGAGUACUUCCUAACUGGUCUUCAAACUUGGCUUUUGAUAGUAUACUUUCUUACUGAAUGUCAAGUUUUAAAACUAAAAUACCUAAAAUGCAUUUAAAAUACAUAUGUAAAGCAGAAGUUCUUAUAUUCCUUGUUGUACUAUAUGAAUUAAAUAAAUUCCAUUUUACAUG
Molecule: messenger RNA, 2440 nt
Organism: Grus americana (Whooping crane)
Lineage: Eukaryota; Metazoa; Chordata; Aves; Gruiformes; Gruidae
Gene: TTC8
Product: tetratricopeptide repeat domain 8
Exons: 15
Coding region: 322-1872 (516 amino acids)
Biological process (GO): non-motile cilium assembly
Cellular component (GO): non-motile cilium; BBSome; ciliary basal body
Molecular function (GO): protein binding
Source: RefSeq, a predicted model, not a curated record